This is a messenger RNA of Camellia sinensis, 2083 nucleotides long. RefSeq names its product glycerol-3-phosphate acyltransferase 1 (gene GPAT1). Lineage: Eukaryota; Viridiplantae; Streptophyta; Magnoliopsida; Ericales; Theaceae. Gene Ontology annotation, cellular component: membrane. Gene Ontology annotation, biological process: cutin biosynthetic process. The record is from RefSeq and is a predicted model, not a curated record. Gene Ontology annotation, molecular function: glycerol-3-phosphate 2-O-acyltransferase activity; phosphatase activity.
UCUCAUCUCAUUUACUCUGUUUCUCUCUCUCUCAUUCAUUUCCUUUGUCAACCCAUUUGAGCAUAUUGAUUGACAGUGCCACAGAAAAAAAAGAAGCUAUGGUGUUUCCCACAGAACUUGUGAAGCUAGCAGACUGGCUCUUGUACCAGCUAUUAGCCAACUCAUGUUACAGAGCUUUAGGGAAGAUGAGAAAGUACUAUGGCUUAUUUUUAAGAAACCUAAACCCAAAUCCAAACCCAUCUCUUAAAUCAUCAUCAUCAUCUUCAACACAACCUUCUUUGUAUCCAAGUGUCACCAAGUGUGGUUUGGAGGGUAGGGAGUCCCAAACAUUGGUUUGUAACAUUCAUGCAACCUUGCUAAGAACUCAAUCCUUCUUCCCUUACUUCAUGCUUAUUGCCUUUGAAGGUGGUAGCAUUUUCAGGGCAUUUUUCUUGCUCUUAUCAUGGCCUAUCUUGUUGGUUUUGCACUAUGACCUCCAAUUAAGGGCAAUGAUUUUCAUUACCUUUUGUGGGCUUAGGGUGAGAGACAUGGAGGAUGUUGGGAGGGCUGUUUUGCCUAAGUUUUAUCUCGAAAACCUCAACCUUAAGGUCUAUGAGGUGUUGGCUUCAACAGAGUCUAGGGUUGUCUUCACAAGUGUACCUAGAGUCAUGGUUGAAGGUUUUCUCAAGGAAUAUUUGAGUGUUGGCGAUGUUGUAGGGACUGAAUUGCAAACUGUUGGGAACUACUUUACAGGUUUGAUAUCUGGUUCUGGUUUGCUUGUAAAGCACAUAGCUCUUAAGGAAUUCUUUGGAGAAAACAAGCCUGACAUUGGCCUUGGAAGUUCAAGCCCUGAUGAUCAACUCUUUAUAUCCCCUUGCAAGGAAGCUUAUGUGGUGAACACUGAAGACAUGAAAGGUACAACAAUGCCAAGGGACAGAUAUCCAAAGCCUCUUGUCUUUCAUGAUGGUAGACUAGCUUUCUUGCCCACUCCAUUAGCAACUCUCUCCAUGUUCUUAUGGCUUCCUCCAGCUAUAUUCCUCUCCAUCUUCAGACUCUUUGUGGGUAUCUGCUUACCCUACAAAAUUGCCAUUUUCUUGGGCUCUUUGACUGGUGUCCACAUUAGGUUCAAAGGUCUCAACCCGGACUUAGACUCAGACUCAGACUCCAACAAAAAGAAAGGAAUCCUUUAUGUUUGCACCCAUAGAACCCUCUUAGACCCUGUCUUUCUGAGCAUGUCACUCCACAAGCCUUUGAUUGCGGUCACAUACAGCCUAAGCAAAAUGUCUGAAUUGAUAUCUCCGAUCAAAACGGUGAGGUUGACAAGAGACAGAAAACAAGAUGGCGAAACAAUGCAGAGACUGCUCAGGGAAGGCGAUUUAGUGGUAUGCCCUGAAGGAACCACAUGUAGAGAGCCAUACCUCUUGAGGUUCAGCUCUUUGUUUGCUGAGUUAGCCAAUGAGAUUGUCCCAGUAGCCAUAAACACUCAUGUGACCAUGUUCUAUGGGACUACCGCCAGCGGGCUCAAAUGCUUGGACCCAAUCUACUUCUUGAUGAACCCUAGACCUAGUUACUUCAUUCAGAUCCUUGGGAAGUUGCCUAAAGAGUUGACCUGUGCUGGUGGGAGAUCUAGCUUUGAAGUGGCUAACUAUAUUCAGAGACAAUUGGCUGAUGCUUUGGGUUUUGAGUGCACUACACUUACAAGGAAGGACAAGUAUAUGAUGCUAGCUGGUAAUGAAGGGGUGGUCCAUGAUAAGAGAAAUAAAAAUAAAACCUAAUUGACAACACCACUAGCUAUCUCUUAUCCUUCCCCAAUCUUCUUUUGGUAAAUUUCCUUUUCAGCAUUUAUAUUUUUUGUAUUGAAUAUGUGUAUGUAGUAUUUGGACUUUUUUUUUGAAGGUUAUUUCUUACUUCUCACUUGUGGGUAUGGGUUAUAUAUGUAUCUAUGGCAAUUGUUGUUGCUAACAUAAUAUGUGAGGAGAUUUUGAGCAUUUUGACAUAAGGUUAUCAGCCCAUCUCUUUAUUGUUGAAAAGCUCAUCAUUAUUAAUUUGAAAUAAUAUAAAAACGCUCUACACUAACCAAAUUAAUGAACAAAGAUCACUUGUU